Molecule: messenger RNA, 321 nt
Organism: Thlaspi arvense
Lineage: Eukaryota; Viridiplantae; Streptophyta; Magnoliopsida; Brassicales; Brassicaceae
Source: the annotation of a GenBank genome assembly
AUGGAAUCCACCUCGAGAAAAGCCAUGCAUGUUGUAGCAGCAAGGCCUUUGUUUUUAAGCAAAGACCUUGCAGAGAGUACGGCCAAGUCUCAGAUGGCUGUAGAGAAGAUGGUGGAAGGCCGUCUCCGUAAAUAUUAUGAGAAAGUUGCUCUAAUGGAGCAGAAGUUUGUAAAGAAUAAUGCUAUAAACAUUAAGGCCAUGAAUAUUGAAAUCUUCCAUGCUAUUCCACAGACAAUGGUGGAUAAUCUGUCCAAGGAAGUGGGUUCUCCAGUGAAGUUUGUCAAUUUUCUGAGAAUUGAGGUUGGAGAAGGAACAAAGUAA